Molecule: messenger RNA, 1206 nt
Organism: Cooperia oncophora
Lineage: Eukaryota; Metazoa; Nematoda; Chromadorea; Rhabditida; Trichostrongylidae
Source: the annotation of a GenBank genome assembly
AUGGCAGAUCCAAACUGGUUCAAUAAAACACUAGAAGAAGUCGAUCCUGAAGGAGUCACUCUAAGCACCUACCUCGGUCCUAAUGGGACUCACAACGAGAAGUUCCACAGCCUCCAGAGCGAGCAGUUCAUGAAAUAUCAGGCGUAUUGCUACUAUAAUCCGAAGUCAGACAUUUGUGCUAAAAUGGAGAAACGUAUAUCAGAGGAGCAUCAAGUGAGCCACAAGGACGCUUCAGCUGUUCGUGUCCUUGCCUCGCUACCGUAUGCCUUCUGCAACAACCAAGUCAAUAAGUUACGACAGGAGCAUGUCACUGAAGAAUGCAAAAAGGACCAGUCUAAUUCUGGUCCUUUCUUCACGAUAUUUGGAGGAUUGCUGCUGUUAGGUGUGGGAAGAACAGUACCGUUCGCACUUGGACUACCGUUGAUGGACGACAACGUGAAGAAGCACAAUCUUCCUCUUUAUUUCGCAUGCAUGUUUUUUGUGAAAAUUCUCGGACCUGUGAUUGGGUUGCUUAUUGGUAGCAAGCUCAACGAGAUCUACUACAACUUUAAUCCUCCACAAGGUCUCACUCCUUUGGAUCCUAUGUGGAUUGGAUGCUGGUGGCUCGGAUUCAUCAUAUUCGGAGUUUUCCUGUUCUUCCCGUCUCUGGCUCUUUUCUUGUUUCCUUCGGAUCGUCUAGAUGAGAGCAACGUAAAGAUUUAUCCCAAGGAAACAGCUGUUGAAGGAACAGCACCACUGAAGCCGAGAAAAACGCUGAACCUCUACGAUAAGCACGUCACCAUUCACGGCAAACACGUCACAGCAAGCGAAAAAAUGAAGGAGUUCGGAACUACUGCUCGAUCAUUGUUCCGCAAUCCGAUCUACGUUGGUGCGAUAUUUGCACGAAUCGUUGACGUCUUGGCUUUCAAAGGGUUUUUCGUGUUCCUCGGGAAAUACUUGGAAAUCCAGUACGGCGUACCACAGUACAAAGUUCAGAAAUACUUAGCUGUUACUGGCAUUGUGGGAUUCGGAUUCGGAGUUCUCUGUGGGAGUGUUGCAAUGCGAAAAUUCCGUUUGCAGGAAGCAAGAGUUAUGAAGAUUUAUCAAAGAAGAAAGGCUGCCACAUGGGUUGCCGUCUGCUCACUGGUUGCCGCAUUGAUGGCGUUCACAAAUGGUGCUGUCGGUUGCAACUCGGUGAUUGGUAAAAUUGGAGAGCAAGCUGUGUGA